Molecule: messenger RNA, 813 nt
Organism: Arabis nemorensis
Lineage: Eukaryota; Viridiplantae; Streptophyta; Magnoliopsida; Brassicales; Brassicaceae
Source: the annotation of a GenBank genome assembly
AUGUAUGUGAUCACUGGAUUCAUUGGCAUCGAAUAUAGCAACCCAACCUUAGCUUCAGCCAUUAGCAAUAUCACUCCUGCUCUUACCUUCAUCCUCGCUGUUAUCUUCAGAAUGGAAAAGGUAACUUUCAAAGAAAGUAGCAGUGUAGCCAAAGUGAUCGGGACAAUAUUGUCAUUAGUAGGCGCACUUGUGGUGGUUCUCUACCACGGUCCACGUGUCUUUUCCGCAUCUUCUCCGCCGUAUCUAAUCAUUCUCCGCCAGGUUUCUCCGCCGUUAUCAUCUUCAAACUCCGAUUGGCUCAUCGGUGGAUGUCUUCUUACCAUGAAAGACAUUUUUGUUUCUGUGUCUUUCAUUCUCCAGGCACAUAUAAUGAGUGAAUAUCCAUCAGCUUUCACUGUCUCUUUUAUCUACACUCUAUGUGUUUCAAUCUUUACCUCGUUGACUGGGCUCGUAGUCGAAAUGAACAAUCCAAGCAUUUGGAUCAUUCAAUUCGAUAUUACUUUGAUAAGCAUUGUAUUUAUGGGAAUAGUAACCCCAGUAUACUCCGUGAUUCACUCAUGGACAGUGCGUUACAAGGGACCUGUUUACUUAGCGAUAUUUAAACCUUUGUCGAUUUUAAUAGCAGUGAUUAUGAGCGCGAUUUUUCUCGGCGAUUCUCUCUAUCUCGGAUGCUUGAUUGGAGGAAUUUUGAUAACGUUAGGGUUUUAUGCUGUGAUGUGGGGGAAAGCAAAUGAAGAGAAGACUCGACUGUUAUCACUUUUAGAGAAAAAGAAAGUUUCACUUCUAUUGAACAACAACGACGAUCAAAUUUGA